AUGGAAAACGAAUUACCAGCUUCUACCACAAGGACAAAAAGGGCUCAAUGGACUUCGCAACAGAUGGAAAACGCUAUUAAAAUGGUCGAAAGAGGUCGAUUAUCUACAUAUGCUGCUGCAGCUAGAUACAACAUCCGAAGAAGGACCUUACGCAACCAUCUAGCGAGUAGGUCAACUGCACGAAAGCUAGGUCGGUCGUCUGUAUUUACUACAGAACAACAAGAUAGACUUGUCAGAAUAAUCAUACGUUUGGCAGAUGUUGGAGUGCCGUUGACAUCAAAGAUGUAG
This is a messenger RNA of Danaus chrysippus (African queen), 288 nucleotides long. NCBI's taxonomy places the organism in Eukaryota, Metazoa, Arthropoda, Insecta, Lepidoptera, Nymphalidae. The record is from the annotation of a GenBank genome assembly.